This is a messenger RNA of Arctia plantaginis, 1239 nucleotides long. Lineage: Eukaryota; Metazoa; Arthropoda; Insecta; Lepidoptera; Erebidae. The record is from the annotation of a GenBank genome assembly.
AUGGAAGAAACUCUGGACGGUCGUGAGGGGAGCGCUGGAUCGGCAGGAUUUGACUCUGCAGCCAUUUUGAAUGAUGACGUAUCACCUACCACUAGCUUCUGUUACAACAUACCUAACUUGUUUAAUGGCCUUGGCCCCGGUUCGGUGCUGUGCGAGCGUGCUGACACUGAACCGACAGAAUCUUACACACCGAACGCAGAAGCUACAGAAGAGACCGUAGAACAUCAGCAGUAUGAAGAUGAUGAAGAAUACUCUCCUAAAUCUAGUACGAAAGGAGAAAUACCUAAGCGAAAACAGAGACGUUACAGGACCACAUUUUCGAAUGUUCAGUUAGAACAACUUGAAGCCGCAUUCCACAAGACUCAUUAUCCAGAUGUCUUCUUUCGCGAAGAGCUGGCCAUGAGGAUAGACCUAACUGAAGCAAGAGUGCAGGUAUGGUUCCAAAAUCGACGUGCCAAAUGGAGAAAGCAGCAAAAGGCGGGUUGCGAGUCCUACCCUGCACCGAGGGGCAGAUCACCUGAAAGAUCCUCUUCAGCCCUUGCUCUGGAGAUGAGAGACUUUAUUACUAUUCCUGUUUCAUCAGCACAAAUGAUACAUUUGAGUGAAACUCCAACUCAAGCCUACGCGACGAAAUCAAAGCCAUCACCACCAGCCAUACACAUCUCGGCACUACCAACAAGACACAAUUCUCAAGUUGAUCUGCCCUCUUUUUCCAUACCUCUGCAGUACAAUCUCGGAACCUUUAAAAAAAUUGGAGAAGAUGUUCAUUUAAAUCUAGAGGCUUCCGAACAACCAAAUUGGGAUUCUAGAAUGAUCCCUAAUUUCAACCUUAUGAAUUUGAAACCUUUAAAUGAGACGAGAGAUAACGUAGACAUGGAACUUAAAUAUGAAGUAAAGAAUGAAAAUAGAGUUAACUUUAGUGAAAUACAAUCAGUUCAAACUAUUGAAACUGAAGAUAUUUUAGGUAAAGAGACUGUGAAUGAGGGUCAAACGAUAUCACCAGAUUUUGAAAUACAAAGGUAUCAAAAUUAUUCAAGUGAAAAUGAAAAAAGGUAUAGAGAACACUCUUUUGAGGAUUCAAUAAUGGAAGAUGGCAGAAAUGAUUUCGUCUGUGAUAAUGAUUUUCUUUGUAAAAAUAGUUUUGAUAAGGUUAAUGAGAAACGGAAUGAAUUUGAGGGGUGUCAUUUAUUAGAGAGUGAUACUAAUGUUGGAAUUAGUAAUUUUGAGACGAAUUUAUAA